This is a messenger RNA of Camelina sativa (false flax), 1236 nucleotides long. RefSeq lists its product as uncharacterized. Gene Ontology annotation, biological process: regulation of transcription by RNA polymerase II; cellular response to heat. Gene Ontology annotation, molecular function: DNA-binding transcription factor activity; RNA polymerase II cis-regulatory region sequence-specific DNA binding. Gene Ontology annotation, cellular component: nucleus. NCBI's taxonomy places the organism in Eukaryota, Viridiplantae, Streptophyta, Magnoliopsida, Brassicales, Brassicaceae. The record is from RefSeq and is a predicted model, not a curated record.
GAUAUAAAAACGGUUCGUGUCCUUGUCAGAUUUGAUUCGAGCAUAGGGGUUUUGGUUUCAGAGGCUUACAAGCUAAGAUCAAAUCAAGAGGGGAAUUAAUUGAUUCGAGAUGGAUGGUGGCGACAGUAAUGGAGAUCCCAUUACUCUGGGAUCAUUUUUCAGAAGUCAAUUGUAUGAGAUGGUGGAUGAUCCUUCAACUGAUUCAAUAGUUUCUUGGAGCGAGAGCGGCAAGAGUUUCGUCGUUUGGGAUGACUCAGGGUUCCUCAAAGCUGAGAGCCUUGAACUCUGGGGCUUUAGGAAAGUUGAAGAGUCUGAUCAGAAAUGGGAAUAUGCAUGCGAUUAUUUCGUGAGAGGUCAGCCUGGGCUUAAACCGCCUCCUCAUAUUUGUGGUGGCCCUGUUUUAACGCCUGGAUAUCGCAGAAAGAUUGAGAUCGUCUUCGCUGGCCGCAAGGGUUUGGAUAUUAACAAUGGCCUGAUUCCUUUAAGCAGUUUAUCAUGCAUGAAAGGAAUAUAUGCGGCUGCGAAUAAGCAACGCAGUGUAAGAAAGCAACGACGGCCUUCUCUUUUCAAAAGAAAAAUGUAUGAUAUGGUGGAUGAUCCUUCAACUGAUUCAAUUGUCUCGUGGAGUGAGAGCGGCAAGAGUUUCAUCAUUUGGAAAGAAACUGAGUUCCUGAGAGAUGUUCUUCCGCAACAUGUGUUCUUCUUGCGAUACGAGAUGACAUCCUUUGCCCGCUGGCUCUAUGUCAUGGGCUAUAGGAAAGUAGAAGAAUCAUCUCACCAAUGGGAGUUUGCUGGCGAUUAUCUUGUCAGAGGCGAACCUGGCGAGCCUGAUUUGCCCACACCUCCAUGCACUCCUGGGGGGAUUAUGGUUACCCCAGAAACUGCCAGAAUCAUGGAGACGAACUUUGCUUUCCAGAAGAAGUAUCUCGAACACCAAGCUUGUAAUAAUGAAUAAUCUCUCUCUCUCUCUCUCUCUCUCUCUCUCUCUCUCUCUCUAGGUUCGUUGGAGUUGCUUUGCUUUCCUUGUUGUUGUUUAUAUUCUUCUUUGUGGCAUCAUCACCAAACUCUUGUGUGCUCUGUUUUUCUUUUUUUUUUUCUUUCUCUUAAUCUGUUUUAACUUCUUGUUCGAUUGAAACUUUAUGUUUAGUCUAUUUUGUUUUUUUAACUUAUGGUUUGUAAGAUGCUGUGGUUCUUUCCCUUGAUGGUUUUGUAUUGAAAUAUAUAGAUCAUUAUGCA